GGAGUCAGUUACGUCACCGCCAGGCCUGGUAGGGCGGGUUCGGUCCGAGCGCUGGAAGCCGUGCGGAGGUAGAUACACGGCGGGAGUGACGUCAUCGUGCCCACCUUACCUCCAGUGGAGAGACCCCCGGAGUACACCCUGAGGGUUUCUCUCGGUUAUAUAUGGAUGAGCCAGAGUCUGACAGCCCGGCCAGUAUACUGGCCUCGGUGAGGGCACAGGAGGCACAGUUUGAGUUGCUGUCUCGUGCUCUGGAAGAAGAGAGGAGACACGUCACUGCUCAGCUGGACCGGGUGUGGGUGACGCCUCAGGAGCCCCACCCCCCAAUCGCCAAUGGCACCCUCACCCGUCGCCAGCAGGAUCGGCCACCUGUUGUGUACUCCCCAGUUAGAAUGGAGGGCCACUCGCUACCUGCAGAAGAUAGCUAUGUGCUGGAUGAGGAUCCCUCUUAUGUAUCUUACAGCAUGUCAGAAGAACCCCGGGGCGGUGACAUUCCAAUAAAGCCAGUUGUUGGCUACUCACAAACUCUUGAUCGUCCAUACCGGGAUCCAAUUGGAGGAGGUGGCGCGUACACCACUGUACCCCGCAAUUACCAUUUCCGUGGUCCCGGUGCAGAGCCAAUGCAAAUGAUUCCCACUCCUCAGCAUCCAGGAUACAGCAGUCUGUCCAGGCCUAAUCACCGCUACCGCACUGUUGAGCCUUACAGGGGUCCUGGUUACGGACCUCAACCACAAGUUAGAGGAGCUGGGUUUGGAGGCAGUCAGUCUGAUUUACUUGCAGGGCGAGGCUAUGGAUCUGAAGAUGCAUAUGGAAUGGAGGAUGAUCGUAGGAGCCUAGGCGGUUAUGUGGAUGGGCCUGAUUAUUCAACCACCGGUAGGAGGGGUGCGAAUGGUGGUGACCCACGCAGAAGGCUAAGGAGCUAUGAAGAUCCACUCUCCGAUCCUUAUGGUUCAGCAUUGCCUGCCUCAGGCAGCCUUUCCAGCCUUGGUCCCCCUCCUAACAGUGGUGCCUGGCGCCAGCCCGAGCUACCGGAGGUUAUUGCAAUGCUUAGCUACACCUUGGAUGCUGUGAGGUUAAAUGCCGCUGCAUAUUUGCAGCAUCUUUCAUACCGAAAUGAGGAGGUCAAGAAAGAGGUUUAUCGCUUGCGUGGAAUUCCGCCUCUCAUAAGCCUUCUGGAGGAUCAGAGAGCCCCUGUCAGGCUUGCAGCAUGUGGAGCACUCAAAAAUCUGUCGUUUGGACCUGCAAAGGAGAAUAAGAUGGCAGUGAAGAACUGUGAUGGAGUCCCAGCAUUGGCCAGACUGCUACGCAGGAGAGGGGACGGCAGAGAGGGGAGAGAAAUGGCAGAGUGUGUUACUGGCACCCUUUGGAAUCUAUCCUCGCUGGAUUCUAUUAAAAUGGAGCUUGUCGACCAGGCUUUGUACACCCUCACUCAGGAAAUACUUGUUCCUCACUCUGGGUGGCAACGAGAUGGACGGAUACAGGAUGGAGAAGAGGGAAAGCCAAGAAACAUUGAGUGGGAUCAGGCCCUGAUUAACACUACAGGAUGUCUACGGAACAUCUCUUCAGAGCGCUCUGAAGCACGUCGGAAGAUGAGAGAGUGCGAAGGGCUGGUGGACUCUGUUGUUCACAUCCUGAGGUCAGAAAUUGGAAGUAAGCAAGUGGACAGUAAGCUUGUGGAGAAUGUGGUGUGCCUGCUUAGAAACCUGUCCUAUCACAUACAUCGUGAGAUCCCACAGGCCGAGAAAUACCAAGAAACCCCCCAGAAUAGAACAGCAGAACCUCAGAACCCUAGCUGUUUUGGAGCACGACGGGGAAAAGGUAAAAAGACAUCAGAAGAGACAGCUGACACUGUGGAUUUCCCCAAGAGGACAACCCCAGCUCACGGUUAUGAACUACUUUUCCAGCCUGAGGUAGUUCAGCUGUACGUGUUCCUGGUGAAGUUCUCAAAUACAGAGGCUGUCCUGGAAGCUGCAGCCGGAGCCUUGCAAAACCUUUGUGCUGGAAACUGGACUUAUGGCCGUUGUAUUCGUGCUGCUGUUCGUCAGGAAAAAGGUCUUUCGUUACUCGCUGAUCACCUGAGCCACAAGAGUGAGCGUGUUGUACGUGCCGUGUGUGGAGCAUUGCGCAACCUUUGUGGAGACAGCCGGAACAAAGAACUGAUAGGAAAACAUGCUCUCAACAGUCUUGUUGCACGCCUUCCUAGCUCAUCUCCACAGACCUCUGGUCUCUCAGAGGACACGACUGUAGCCAUUCUCAGCGUCGUUCAGGAAGUGAUCACUGGUAACCUGGAAGCUGCAAAAAGGCUCCGUGAGAGUCAAGGAAUUGAGAGGCUGGUACUUAUCAAUAAGGGAGGUGGUCGAUCAGACAGGGAGAUACGUUCAGCCGGGAUUUGUCUGCAGACAAUUUGGGGUUAUAAGGAGCUCAGAAGACCACUAGAGAAGGAAGGGUGGAAGAAAACAGACUUCCAGGCAACUAUUGCCGGGACGCCUCGUGCUCAGGGUUAUGAUGAUAGCACUCUUCCACUUAUUGAGCGGAAUCAGAAAAAUGAUAAGAGAUCUGGGAGUGUUGAUAUUCCCCUGAACGAUAUCAGAACAGACCCAUACUCCCACAAUGGGGACAAUAGCACUCGCCACUUAAACCGUUCAGGUGAUAUUUCAGAAAUGGAACCUCUUAAGGAUCGGUCUCUCAGUGUUGGGGGAUCUCUGGAUCUUGGGGAUGCUGAGGACCAGCCAGUCUAAUGCCACAUCUUUCGCAUGUGGUGAAACUCACGCUUGAGUGCUUUCCUAGGAGCUACUGUUUCAGAAAUGCUUCAUCCUUUACCCCUCACUGCCUGUCUUCCCCAUGCCUACCCCUGUCUCUGCUGCAGACUGGAGAUCUUUUGUGAAGUGUAAAUUGCAAUGACCUUUGGAUAUGGAGUCAAGAAAAGCAGCAAAUGUGCUAACACUGGAAUAUCGCUAUAGAUACAGAGACUGAUGGUGUAAAUACUGGAACACUAACGCAUCAUAACACGGAUGAUAUUGCAACACUAACCAUCUUUUGGGAUGAAGGCAGAGGCCGUUGUGCUGCCUCCACCUUAUACUGAUUUUUUUUUUUUCUCCCCUUUUUGUUUUCUGGGUGAUCUGGUUUCAUAUUUGCUGCAUAUAAUUUGAGACUUUUUUUUCUCCCCUCUUCCCCCUCUUAUUUCUCAAUCACCAGUGGCCUUCUCUUGGGGGGAGGGGGUGGAUGUAUAAUUAACUCCCACCCCGUAUUGCUUCCCUACAAACAUUUUUCAUAACAAUCUGAUGCCAAGGAUUAUGUUUUUUAUAAAUAAAAUUUUUAAGACAAUCAUUUAAAA
Messenger RNA from Spea bombifrons (plains spadefoot toad), 3331 nucleotides. RefSeq names its product catenin delta 1 (gene CTNND1). The transcript is spliced from 19 exons. Bases 162 to 2735 code for a protein of 857 amino acids. Gene Ontology annotation, biological process: cell-cell junction assembly; cell-cell adhesion. Gene Ontology annotation, molecular function: cadherin binding. NCBI's taxonomy places the organism in Eukaryota, Metazoa, Chordata, Amphibia, Anura, Pelobatidae. Gene Ontology annotation, cellular component: adherens junction; cytoplasm; nucleus. The record is from RefSeq and is a predicted model, not a curated record.